This is a messenger RNA of Leptopilina boulardi, 7033 nucleotides long. Its product is annotated as telomerase-binding protein EST1A-like. Bases 199 to 5256 code for a protein of 1685 amino acids. Gene Ontology annotation, cellular component: telomerase holoenzyme complex. Gene Ontology annotation, biological process: nuclear-transcribed mRNA catabolic process, nonsense-mediated decay. Gene Ontology annotation, molecular function: telomerase RNA binding; protein binding; telomeric repeat DNA binding. The record is from RefSeq and is a predicted model, not a curated record. NCBI's taxonomy places the organism in Eukaryota, Metazoa, Arthropoda, Insecta, Hymenoptera, Figitidae. The transcript is spliced from 27 exons.
AAAGUAUUAAGCAAACACUAGAUUAGACGUUCCUUUUAAAUGACUUCUUAAUAGAUGAAUUUUUUUUUUUUUCCUCAUAUAUACAUUGAAUUUUUCAAAUAAUGAAUAAGUUAUUCAAUUUCAAUUAAAUUCAAAUAUUAGAAUAAUUGUGUACUUGUGUGUAUAUAAUGAAAUCAUAAAAGAUUUUUGUUUCACAAUAUGGCGAACUUUGACAAAGGACGCAGGAAGUGGGGAGAAAUUUCACAAGAAAACGAAAAUUACAAAUACGACGAUAGAUUAUCGGGAAUGCGAGGAGGCGGUGGAAAUCGUGCACCACCUCAGGCUCUUUACCGACCUGGGAGUGGACCAUUGAGAAAAUCGGGUCGUCCUGAUGAAUUUGAAAAUGAAAAUAAUUUCCAUCAUCACGAUAGAUCGUCAUCGUCAUCGUCAAAAUCACAGCCACCAUCGAUUGCCACAUCAUAUCGUAUGAGAAAUUGUCAAUUUUCAAAUUCAAAUCAAGAAAAAAAUAUUACAACAACAACAACAACAACUGAAAUUGAUGAUGUUGCAACAAAAUUUAAUGAUUUACAAGUCAACUAUAAAAAUAGUAAUCAUCAAAAUCAAGGACCAUCGAAAAUUAAUCACAUGUCCAUUGUUGAUCCACGGAAAAAAAAUAAAAAACCCGAACAACAAUUGUAUGUACCAAAAAAAGUGAAGGAGGCAUUGGCUGAAAGAGAUGUGAUAAAUAGAUCGCCUGUUCAUCAUAAUUGGGAGAAGGAUCGUGAACGUGAUGAUCAUAGAGAUUGGGAUAUUCGAUCAAAUCGCAAUCAACACAGUGACAAUUAUCGUAAUCGUCCAAUUGCUCUAAAUCAAACUGACAGUAUUCGUCGAAAUGACGAUCACAGCAAAAGGUAUUCAGGUAAUCGUCGAAAUCGAAAUCCAGGUGAAAAUGAAGAUCGUUGGAGAUCGGAUUCACCAUCGGGCAAGAAUUAUGGUAAUAGAAGAGACAAUUCACGUGAGGUUCGACAGGGUUCGGAGCCUUUAUAUAUACCAUCAAAUAAUAAAUUCGAUACAAAUCGAAUUCGUGACACAAGAAGUGUUGAGCCAGGCUAUCCUGACAAAUUUCAGGGUAAACCACCAUCGGGUAGACAUGGAAUGAAAGAAUGUACAAUUCCGAAGAAUACAAAAUUAGAAUCGCUACCACCUCGUUUUAGAAAAAAAUAUCUUGCUGAAAAUGGAUUUUUACAAUCUUCUAAUAAUAUUGGCGUCUCAUCGGAGGAAGCUUGGGAUGGAAGUACUGUGACAUUUCAGGGAUCGUCUCGUUUUCCUCCGGCUAUUCAACAUUCUCAUACAAUGCAAAAUUUGCCACCGUCUGGUCCAUUGCCACCUCAGACAAGUUGGUCGAACACAGUACCUGUUCGAAGUCGAGGACGAGGAAGACAUAGAAAUGAUGAUUUAGAAAAUUCAGCGGCAUUCAGACCUGUUACACCAGAUCAGUAUUCGGCGCAGAGUUCACGAUCGCAUACACCAAGCCAGGAUUAUGGUAAUCGUUAUUACGAUCGACGAGGAAGUAACAGUACAAUGUAUACCAGUAUCGAGAGCUUAAAUCGAAUGGAUAGCAUGUUAAUGCCACCUCCACGUGCACCUUCACCAGCGAGUUCUAUUCCCUAUAGAAAUACAUGUCCCUCGCCUGAUAAUCAAUGGUCUUAUAAAAAUCAAAGAUCAAAUGCGCAAGAAAUGCAGAAAUCUCAAACGAUUUCAAAUGUUACUUCACCGAAGAGUGAAACCUUUGAUUCACUGCCUGAAAAAACUGAUACUUUGGAUUGGGGAGAGGAGGUGGAGUUGAAUGAAAGACUAGAAGCUGAACAAUUGAGUCGUAGCUCAUCUGUAUUGAGUUUGCGGGGCAAUUCAAAUACAAAUCAAUCAACGGCAGGAGGAAGUAAAAAGAGGAAAAAAAAUAGAAGAGGAGGUCGCGAUAGAAGUGGAACAAGGGACAGAUUCCAAGAAACAAGCCGCGAACGACAGAAUAAUCAGCAAAAUAGAGAAAAUGAUAAUUACAAUAAUAAUCAGAAUAAUAGUCGAAGAUUUGAUAAUCGACGACGUAGCUCGAUUCAACGUAGCCGCGAGUCAAGCAAAGAGAGAAAUCGCGGUAGAAAUCAUGAUGAUUUUUAUAGAAAUAGAAUAUCAGAUCAGCCCUCGGAUGAAAAUUGGAGAUCGGGAAGACGAAUUUCAAUUUGCGAUUCGGAGGAUGGUCGACGAACGCCAUGUUCAUCGUCACAUUCCACUGUAGCUAAUUCCUUGCAUCAAUCACCAUCGGGUUUUAAUAAUUCACAACCAGGUGUUCUUGUUUUACCUGAUACAAAUAGUUUUCAACUUAGUACAACACCACCUAGGCCACAGUCACAUCAACAGCAACGCACUCUUUUUGAUCCUAAUAAUCCUAAUAAACCAAUUAUCGUCACUUCCUCAGGCGGUAGAACAGGACCAAAAUUCAGAGAAAUGGAAGGAAUAGCUCAACCUGAUGUUCCUGUUUUUCAAUCAUUACCUGGAAUGUUUACGAGUCAUUCAAAUUUUCAAGGUACACAAGGAGAUGGUACGCCCACUUCUUAUUUCAAUGAACAACUUGGUAAUUCUCGACCAUCUUGGUAUGAUCCUUAUUCAGAAAGUUUUCGUUCGGCAAAACAUCAUUUUCUUCUAUUGGACAUUGAACGCGCCGAUUUAGAAUUACAAUGGAUUAUAAGUUCCGGUGGUUUACAAACACAUUGGGAACGUGUCUCUUAUAUUAGACAUUUUUUGCAACAAAGUUUGCAAAAUUUAUUAGAAACAGAUAUUAAAUUUUGUCAAAAAGAAAAUGUUGAACAACAUUUUUGGAAAAUACUCUUUUACAAUAUGAUUGAAAUGUUAAGAAAAAAUAUGCCCAAGGAAAAUGUUGAAGGACGCGAAAGAUGUAAACAAAUAAUGCUCAAUAUUAUUGAUGAGGGUACAAUUUAUUUGGAAAAUUUAUUAACAAUUAUGGAGAGGGUUUAUAAUUUUAAAAUUGAUCUCUAUUUAACAUCAUCAAUAUCACCAAAAGGAUUAGGAUUAUUGGGUCUUGUUUUAAUAAGUGCUCAAAAAAUAUUUUUAUUUCUUGGCGAUUUAGCACGUUAUAAAGAACAAACAAAUGAAACAACUAAUUAUGGAAAAUCAAGACAUUGGUACCUGAAAGCACAACAAAUUAAUCCGAAAAAUGGAAGGCCUUACAAUCAACUUGCUUUAUUGGCGCAUUACGCUAGAAGAAAAUUGGACGCAGUUUAUUAUUAUAUGCGAUCGUUGAUGGCGUCAAAUCCAUUUCAAUCAGCGAGAGAGAGUCUUAUCGCCUUAUUCGAUGAAAAUAGAAAAAAGUAUGAGUCCACCGAACGAAAAAGAAAAGAGGAACGCGAAUGGAAGGAGAGAGCGCGAAUGAAAGAAAAGGAAGGUUCCAACAAUAUUGGCGGAAGUUUGCGACGAGAAACAUGGAUUCAUCCAGGCGGCAAACGUAUGAGACGAACAACUUCCGCGACAACGGCUAACGAAACAAUUAUACCCGACAGCGAUUCUGAGGAUUUGUCGCAAUUGACAAGUGUAGAGGUGAACAAAAGAUUUAUCACUUCAUAUUUGCACGUUCACGGGAAGCUGAUAACAAAAAUAGGAAUGGAAACCUUCCAAGAAGCAGGAAUCCAAAUGCUGAGGGAAUUCAGAGCAUUGUUGCAACAUUCGCCUCUUCCACUUCCGGGAACUCGUCUUCUUCAGUUACUGGCACUAAAUAUGUUCGCGAUUGAGACAACGCAGCUUAAGGAUUCACAAAUGGAACAGGGAUACAGAUCUGAGGUUCAAGAGAGGGCUCUCGUUGUUUCAUUGCAAAUGUUUAGUCUUAUUUUGGAACGUGGUGUAUCAUUGCUCAAAUCACAGCUCGAGAGUGAUGAACUGCCGAAACUUGUCGUUGGAGAAGAUCUACAAAUUUUGUUGCCAGCUAUAAAGAUUUGGUGUGACUGGAUGCUGUGUCACAGUACAGUAUGGAAUCCUCCGCCUUCUUGUACGGAUUACAGAGUAGGACCUCCUGGUGAUGCUUGGAGUAGAUUAGCAACGCUUGUGAAUCUUUUAGAAAAAUUGCCAUGUCCCAAAGAUCUUCUAAUUUCGACGAAGGAUGCCGAAGGUCGAGAGGAUGAUCUAGAACUUGUGAAGCUUCCGGAGGACACAACACUCGCAGGAUUCACGCCACUUAUGUCUAAUCCUCAGGACUCGUUCUUUACGCAAAAAACGGAAGAUAUGGAAAUAGUUCAGGUUUGUUUGAGGAUAAGCAAGAUUCUCUUCUUCGGUCAAGUAUUUCUCUGCGGCCUUGAGACGCCGGUACUAAAGUUACAGAAAAGCGAAACGGGUAUCAGCGAAUACGUUUCAGUAGUCGAAGCAUCCAGUGCAAGUUCUCCAAGUUCUCCACCGGUACAGAGCGACUCGGAAUUAUUAGUCGAAAGCUACAGUGAAGAUGAUGAAGAUGCACCCGCGACCUUGAGAAGAUUGUCUUCGUCCGGAGACGUUCUUUCGAGCGACACACUGACUUCACAGACUCCAGUAAGUGAGAUUAGAUCGUUGAUCGAGAGAAAGGAAGAGCUUGAGAGGCGUCAGAAGAAACAAGAUCAUCAUCGACAGCGAGUUCAAGCGAUCUUGAGUAAAUCUUUAGUAUCUGUGGAGAUUGAAGUGAGACCGAGGCAACUAGUCCCAGACACGAAUUGCUUCAUCGAUUAUUUGCCUCAGCUGCAGAGCAUCGCCAAGGCCGUUUCCGGUGCUCAACCGAUUUACACACUGAUGGUUCCACUCGUUGUGUUGAAUGAAUUGGAAGGACUUGCGAGAGGAGCAGGAACAAGGGACACACAACCAGCAUCACGAGCGGCAUUAAAUCCUGAACACGUGGCGAGAGUUGCUGAAAAUGCAAAAGCUGCACUUGCCUUUGCCAGGAGUCGAAAUCCUGCAAUUCGAUGCUUGACAACACGAGGCACCGUUUUAUCAUCGAGUACUUUCACCGUCGAGGAGGAUGUAUCUCAGGAUGGCUUAACCAGAAAUGAUGAUCGUAUACUGGCAACGUGCCUGAGUCUCUGCAGGACAAAUUCUAAAGAUCAAAUCCCGUCAGGUGAGGGUCAACCAAGAAGAUUGAGAAGGGAUGUUGUUCUAUUGACUGAAGACAGAAAUUUAAGGGUAAAAGCUUUAGCAAGAGACAUGCCAGUAAGAGAGGUUCCUGAUUUCGUCCAAUGGGCGGGUUUAGGUUGAAUUUUCUAAAAAAAACACAUUGAAUUUAAAAUCAUCAUAUUUUUCGUCAAGCACAUCCUUCUUGAUCGCUGAUCACGUUCAAUUGUUUUUUUCAAAAACCGAAUGAACGGGGUUUCUUUUUUUUAAAAAAAAUUCUUCCAGCGAGAAACAACAAAAAAAAUAAUAAUAAUAACAAAUAAAGAAAAAAAACGACAACAACAAAAAAAAAUGGUAUUUUCCCCGCCACAAGAAAAUAAGAAAACAAUUAAAAUCCCCUCGUGUCAAUGCGGUAGGAAACUUAGAAAUGAUGAAUGAAAGAUAAGAAAAAAAGGUUGAAAGCGAUCGAUUCGCGUGUCGCCUUAAAAAAAAAAUGUCACACUAUUUAUAAUGUCUGACUGAUAGUACGUGUUUUCCAUGAUAAAAGAAGAAAGAAAAUAAAUUUCGAGAUUGAAAUAAAAAUCUUAAAAAAAAUAAGUAGAGGCUGGAAAAAAAGGAGAAUCUUGAUUGAAUCAUGUUUGUACAGUUUUUUGAAGGGUUUUGGUAUUUGAUAUAGAUCGAAUUUCAUGUAUCAAGAUUCUUGAGUCGUUUUUAUAUAGUUAAAAUGACCAUUUUGGUCAUAUUAUUGUAUAUUCUUUAAUCGUGUUUGUAAUGAUGAUUUUGUAAUAUUUUUUCUUUUUUUGAGAUAGCAGUCGAAAAAAAAAUGAUAACACUAUUUCUUUUUUUGUCGGGGGAAAAAAAGAGAAUGUUAGUUGUUUUAAAUUCUUAUUAUAUAUUUUUUUAAAGCAGCGAAAUCGAUCGAAAAUCGCUCUAUAUUUAAAAAUCGAAAGAUUAUUUUUUUUUGCUAGAAAUUAAUUAGCAUUUUAAUUAUACUUUAUCGAUAAGUUUUUUUUGUUUUAGAAGCAUUAAUUUUAACACCCCCCCCUCCCUUCAAGUGUUCGAAUCGUUCUAGUUUAUUAUCCUUAGAAAUAAUAAUAAUAAAAAAAAGUUCACUGAUAAAUAGUAAAAACGUAUUUCUUUUUAACUCUGUUGUAAAAAAAUAUAUAUAUAUAUACAAAUGUUUUCAUAUUAGAAAAAAUAGUGUUUUUUUCUAGAUAUUUUUUUUUCGUUAUAUCAAUUUUUUUAAAGUAAAGCAAAUAAAAUUUUGACAAAUUGGAUGGAAAAUUUCUUAUUUAUCGUCGAGUGCAUGAUUUUUUAUUUUUUUUUCUUUUGUGUAGAUUGAUGUAAUUCGAAUUUUUGUACAGACUCCUGAAUGGUUUUUAACUAACCGUGAAGAGAUGUUGCAAUCAAUUUUAAAAUCGUGAAAAGUAACGAUAAUCGUGAUUGAGAGUAAAAAUUGUAAUUAUCGAUGCGCGUCAAUGAAAUUAACAGAUACACUAUAUAAGCGUAGAAAAUAAGCCCUUAAAUGCGAUCAUAUGAUACACUUUGUAUUUUUCUUACACUUACAAUAUGUGCACUGUCCCUAGAAUUAAAAAAAAAAGCGGACUGCAUUAGAAAAAAAAAUUAAUUAAUCACGAUAUUUCUGAUUCACAAAGAAAAAUGAAAUCAACACACAAUUUAGAACUUUAUAUUAGGCAAAAAUUAUAGUUGGUAUUUUAAUAAAAAUUCAGUGUAUUAACGCGUCUUGAAAAAUGAAACAAUGUCGCUUUUCUCAAAAAAUUUUAACCAAUUUUCGUUGGCACUUUUUUAAUCCCUCUCUCUCAAAAAAAAUAUUAAUUAUAUUCUCACAAAAGUGUAUAAUAUGUAUAACAAAAAAAAACGUUGACAUAUAAAUUAAAUUCAAUUUAAAUGUUUCACACAA